Rasamsonia emersonii CBS 393.64 is the source of this 975-nucleotide messenger RNA. RefSeq lists its product as uncharacterized. The transcript is spliced from 6 exons. Bases 1 to 975 code for a protein of 324 amino acids. NCBI's taxonomy places the organism in Eukaryota, Fungi, Ascomycota, Eurotiomycetes, Eurotiales, Trichocomaceae. The record is from RefSeq and is a predicted model, not a curated record.
AUGCCAUCGGACUGCAAGCAAGCAAGGCAUGCCAAACGGCCCACUGGUCUGGGCGGGCACCACACACCACGUUAUUGUUAUAAAGUCGCAUUCAAACAGACUACAACGACGAACGGUGGGUCUGGUCUGUUCUUUAAAAAAAGCGUGGAUCGAUCGAUCGAAGAUCAUGGUGGUCAAGGCUCGGGGCUAGUGAAAGGUUCGAAGGAUUGUCUGACUGCAUCGUCUGAGUCUGCAAUAGAGGAUAUUCAGCCAGCCAGCCAGUCAGUCACAUCGAUUCAAAGUUCAAGGUUCAACAUCGACUUCAUCGAUCGAUGGAUGGAUGCGUUUGAUUCUGAUCUUGAAAGGGCGGUGACGAGGGCUGCCAGCGCAAUAAUACGGAGUAAUAAUCCAAUCCCAUCCUCAGAAGUCAGCAGGACUGGACUUCAUGGUUGCAACUUGCAGGGCCUGGGGCCGAAUCCAGAUACGCAACGAUGCUCACGAUCAGAGAUUGAUGCUGACCUCAACGCCAGCCUCGUGGAGGAGGUGGUGGCUGGGAGGGAAGACGAGCCGACGCAGCAGGCAGGUCGAGCCGGGCGAACGUCCAGGUACCUGUCUGGAUCCCUCAGUCGACAAUUUGAUUCAGCACGGACGAGAGUAGCAGGUACCGGAUUAUCUCACUCAUUGCCCAUGUUUGACUGCAUCCAUGGUCAGAUUCAUGCCUGUACCUACGUUAGGUCUGGACACUCGAUUCUAGCUCUUCUUGGUUGUGCCAGCGCAGCAGCCAGACUGGCCGCACGCGGAUGGUCGACGUCAUGCAGCGUCCAUUGUCCUCCGCCAGCAGCCGCCGGCCCUGCGCCAGGAUUGGCCGCUGACAAUACAGGCUCCACCGGCCUGGAGGACGGCCGCGUGCGAUUGGCCAGCUGCGGCACUAGCGGCCAGCCGGGCUGGCCCGCCACUGGCGCAGCUGCACGCUCGGCCAGCCCAGGCCAUCCCUGA